Messenger RNA from Lactuca sativa (garden lettuce), 1969 nucleotides. RefSeq lists its product as uncharacterized. NCBI's taxonomy places the organism in Eukaryota, Viridiplantae, Streptophyta, Magnoliopsida, Asterales, Asteraceae. The record is from RefSeq and is a predicted model, not a curated record.
AUGACACAAUCCGCUACUCUUCCUCCAUCUUCGUUUCAGCCAAUGCUACAUUACACCGGUCGUUGUCGCUGCUUCGACAGUUAUCCCAUCGCCACAAUCCUUCCGACAGUCGCAUGCCACCGUGAAUGGGUGGCUGUGUUGUGUGUGUGUGUUUCUGCACAUUGGUGUACGUGUUUCAGAGUGCAUCAGCAUGUGUGUGCGUUGUUGGGGAUGGAAAACCGAAGAAAAACACCCACCGCCAUCGUGGGGUGGUGGCUGCCACCUCAUGCCACCGUUUGCCACCACCAGCCGCCACUUUGGGUGGCUGUGUGUAUAUGUAUCGUAGGGCUACAGAGAUUGAGCUUGAUACCAUGGAGGGUUUUGCGUCAAGGGAAAAGCUCCACCAUCAUCUCAACCGAUUACCCGCAACUCCUCAACAGUUCACAUUCACAAGAUGAUCUUCCGCCACCGCCAUUGGUUCUCCACCGCCUCCGCCCUAGGACUCUAUCUCCUCUAUCAGGCACUUCUCGCUUUGCAUUAUCCGCGACUGUAAUAUCCGCUGCCGCAAUUCUUGCUGCAUCAUCCGUUAUCAUAUUUGAUGACAGCGAAAUUAAGGAAGAACAAGCGAAGAAGAAACGUUUGCUUGAUGAUUUCGAACACGUGAUUGACCGGUCGAAGGAGUCGUUUAAGAGAGUUGUGAAUACGAUGAAGCAUACCGGCGUUGCGGCGUCGGUUCUAUGGAAAUCUCUUCGUUCGGUUUUGUCUUCGGCUAACCAUGAAGUUUGGUCAGGGUUUGAGGUUAGGGUUGCGGCGUUAUUGGCGGAUAUUGUGGCGGCAAAUGAGAGCCGGAGGGCUGCGAUUGUUGAAGCUGGCGGUGGUGUGGUGUUGGAUUGGUUAUUAGAGUCGGUGGCAUUGUCCGGAGGGGGAAAUUAUGGGACUCAGGACGAGUCGGCUAGGGCUUUAGCGUACUUGAUUGCUGACCCUAAUGUGUCGGAGGCAGUUCUUGGGAGGCCUCAUGCCAUUCCCAAUCUUCUCAGGUUCAUAUUCUUUGCUCAACCUCAUCAAUCCAAAAAGAAGCAUGCUUGUUGCAGCAAGAAUGCUAAAAGGACUAUGAAUCAUAAGUCUGUUCAAGAAUCAUUAGCAAAAGGGUUGGAAUCACUCUGUUCAGGGGACAUGCGUUUGUCUCUUGAAGAAGGACAAAAGUGGUCUUGCAUUCUGCUUCCAUGGGUAUUUAGGGAAACUUCAUCUGAUGCUAUUAGAUCUUCUGCAAUCACAAUCCUUUCUCGUAUCUGUGAAGACUAUGGGCCUUCUUCCAUUCCCAUUUCCCAAGGUUGGUUAGCUAUUAUGCUUUCAGACAUUCUCGAAUCCAAAAAGUUAUCUCUUAAAGGGAGUGCUCAACCUAGGGACAAAGUCAAGACACAAAUCGAUCAGGCAAAUGUACUUUCUGGUACCCAAAGUGUGAACCAAUUGGCUAGUGCUGUGGUCAACUUAGCAGUCAAUGGUGAUUCAUUUGCUUUGGAAGAUUUUCUUACCCUUGAACCAUUUAUUAACACAUACAAAAAUCUAAAGAAAGGAAAUAUCCCUAAAGUGAAUGCUUUAGAUUCUGCACUUGCAACUUUAAAGGGUAUCAAAGCAAUGACAGAAAUCUGCAGUGAUGAUUUAUUUUCUCAAAAGAAAACAAUCGAUUAUGGCAUAAUUCCUCUGUUACGCCGCUUUUUAUUAAGUGAUGAUUAUGAGAAGUUAUCAGCAAUUGAAGCAUAUGAUGCACAAGACGAAUCUUACACAAUGGUCUGGAUCAAGCUUGCCUCUUCAGGAAGUUAGCUCGAUGCUGUUGGAAAAGCUUAUUGCAGCACGUAUUGGAGAUCGACCUGUUGUAUUUGUAACUCAUAGGUUGAAAUAUUUAAUUAAGAAUGAAAGAGAAAAAACAGAAGAAUUUCUCUUUUAGCCAUUUUGGUAUUCUUGUUAAUAUAUUAUUAUAUUGUAUUGCAGC